GCUCCGCCAUAGGCGGCUACAGAUGUCCUGGCCGGAGAUUCCCUGCCGGCACCCAGUGAUCGCCGAGUAACACUGACAGGGGAGAGACCUGUGUGUAAACAACACAGGUCUCUCUUCUGCCAGCAUGGACAUGCUGCUUUGUAUUGUAUUACAGCAUGUUUCCCUAGUAAAAUACACACAACACACAGUAAAACAGCACACAGUUAACCCUUUGAUCACCGCAGAUGUUAACCUCUUCCUGCCCAGUGUCAUUAGUACAGUGUCAGUGCUUUUUAUUAGCACUGAUCACUGUAAUAGUGUCACUGGGGAUAUCAGUGGCAGUUUGUCAGCCGCCCCCCCCCCCCCCCCCGUGUGUCAGAAUGCCCGCCGCAGUCCCUCAGUCCCGCUAUAAGUCACUG
Molecule: messenger RNA, 398 nt
Organism: Staurois parvus
Lineage: Eukaryota; Metazoa; Chordata; Amphibia; Anura; Ranidae
Source: the annotation of a GenBank genome assembly